This is a messenger RNA of Rhincodon typus (whale shark), 4542 nucleotides long. RefSeq names its product tumor protein p63 (gene tp63). Gene Ontology annotation, biological process: protein tetramerization; regulation of transcription by RNA polymerase II; apoptotic process. Gene Ontology annotation, molecular function: RNA polymerase II cis-regulatory region sequence-specific DNA binding; DNA-binding transcription factor activity, RNA polymerase II-specific; protein binding. The record is from RefSeq and is a predicted model, not a curated record. Lineage: Eukaryota; Metazoa; Chordata; Chondrichthyes; Orectolobiformes; Rhincodontidae. Gene Ontology annotation, cellular component: nucleus. Bases 92 to 2110 code for a protein of 672 amino acids. The transcript has 14 exons.
CCUGUCGAGUGAUACAGUUUACUCUGUGCAUCUAAGCAUCUGUUUAUAUUUUAUAUUUUUUCAUCAAAAGUUUGAAGCAAGGACUAAUGAGAUGAAUAUUCAGCCGCAUUCAUUUUCACCACUACAGUACAUUCCAGAGUCCCACAUUCAACAAUUGGUAGAUCCAGCGGCUCAUUUCUCCUGGGUAGAGAGCUGUUGCCAUUCCACCAUGUCACAGAACACUCAGUCCAGUGACCUGCUUAACCAGGAUUGGUUCAAGCAGCUCUUUGAAUUAGCACAACCAGUUUUAAAUGUCCAGCCGAUUGACCUGUCUUUCAGCGAUGAACCACAUGAGGGGGUGCCAGGCAACAGAAUUGAAAUCAGCAUGGAUGUGGUACGCAUGCAAGAUAUGGAACCCUUGGACCCAAUGUGGCCUCAGUACACAAACCUGGGGCUCCUUAACAGCAUGGAGCAGCAGAUACAGAAUGGAUCUUCAUCCACCAGUCCCUAUAACAACGAUCACACCCCCAACGUCACGGCACCCUCACCAUAUGCUCAGCCCAGCUCCACUUUUGAAACACUGUCUCCAUCGCCGGCCAUCCCCUCAAACACAGAUUAUCCAGGUCCACAUGGCUUUGAUGUUUCAUUCCAACAGUCCAGCACAGCAAAGUCUGCAACAUGGACGUAUUCUCCAGAACUGAAGAAAUUGUACUGUCAGAUUGCCAAGACAUGUCCCAUUCAGAUCAAAGUGAUGACACAGCCACCACAGGGAGCUGUGAUCCGGGCCAUGCCAGUGUACAAGAAGGCAGAGCAUGUCACUGAAGUGGUGAAACGAUGCCCAAAUCAUGAGCUCAGUCGAGAGUUCAAUGAUGGUCAAGUGGCCCCACCAAGCCACCUAAUCCGAGUGGAGGGAAGCAGCCAUGCCCAGUAUGUUGAGGACCCAAUUACUGGGAGGCAAAGUGUCAUGGUGCCCUAUGAACCACCACAGGUUGGCACUGAGUUCACCACAAUCCUGUAUAACUUCAUGUGUAACAGCAGCUGUGUUGGAGGAAUGAACCGGCGUCCUAUCCUCAUCAUUGUCACCCUAGAAAACAGGGAUGGUCAGGUUCUUGGCCGGCGUUGCUUUGAAGCUCGUAUUUGCGCUUGUCCUGGCCGUGACCGCAAGGCAGAUGAAGACAGCAUACGCAAACAACAAGUGACAGAAGGAACAAAAGGUGUCGACACUAGCAAGCGGCUCCGUCAUGUGAACCAGGGGAUCCAGGUAGCCUCAAUCACUAAUAAGAAACGACGACCCGGCGAUGAGGAGUUGUUUUAUUUGCCAAUAAGAGGACGAGAGACUUACGAAGUAUUGCUGAAAAUUAAAGAGUCACUGGAACUGAUGCAAUUACUGCCACAGCACACGAUUGAAAACUACAGGCAACAACAGCAGCAUCUGCUGCAGAAACAGCCAUCAAUGCAAUCACAGCAGUCCUUUGGGCCCUCUCCCUCUCCAGUGAAUAAAAUGGCCACCAUGGGGAACAAGUUGCCAUCUGUCAGCCAGCUCAUCAGCCCACAGCGCAAUGCACUCACACAAGCCCCCAUGCCCCCAGGAAGUAUGGUUCCUCAGAUGAUGAAUGUUCCAAUGCAGAUGAAUGGAGACAUGAACGGGUUGAGUCCCACGCAGGGAUUGCCUUCACCAAUGGCAUCGACUUCACAUUGCACACCGCCUCCGCCUUACCCGUCUGACAACAGUAUCUCCAGCUUUCUGACGAGAGCCGGCUGUGCGUCGUGUUUGGAGUAUUUCACCACCCAGGGAUUGAUGAACAUUUACCAGAUCGAGCAUUUUACCAUGGAUGAUCUCAUCAGCCUGAAGAUUCCUGAGCAGUAUCGACACGCCAUCUGGAAAGGAAUACUGGACCACAGACAGAGCCUUGAUUUCUCAACCCCUCCCCAACUACUGCGGAACACAAGCAGUGCCUCUACUGCCAGUAUGGGCUCCCAGAAUGAGACACGUGGUGAACGGGUAAUUGAUGCAGUCCGUUUCACCCUGCGCCAGACCAUCUCCUUCCCUCCCCGCGAUGAUUGGAAUGAUUUUGGGUUUGACGUGGAUGGACGCCGCAGCAAGCAGCGGAUCAAGGAGGAAGGGGAGUGAAGUGGUCUGGAACGACAAAUGCAUCAAACCACAAAAGACAAUGUUCCAAAAAUAUCGACUGAUGACAACAAUACGAGGGGACACUGUCAGAACAAAGUAUUUACACUUUGAGUAUUCUUACUCGUAUUCAAAUUGGUUGCACUUAUCCAACUUUAUUUUGUCUUUAUUUUACUUUUUUUGUUGUCUUAAGCCCAACUGCCCAUAUAUGGUAGCUGUAUCAAAGCUUAUAGGGUGCUUGAGGGGCUAUGUGGGAUUUGUAACUGCCAUAUUUAUGCAUCUGUUCCUGUUUAGAGAGGAUCAUUCUAAUCAAUGGUAUUGUUCGUGCAUCAAAACUGCAAUUGCGUAAAGGUGUGCGAGUGCAAAUAGAUACAGACUGAGCAUGUGAGUGAGGAAGGCAGAUUGAAUGGAGUUGUCGGGCCUCCUUCCUCACUCUAUCCUUGGUUAUCUUGCACUUCAAAAAUGACAUUUAAUAUUUCACAGCCUGGGCUGAGGUCAGGAGUGCUGCAAAAGUACUUACAGACACUGGAACAGUGGCUGGCAACCUCUAUGAGGAAGGGGAGCAAUCAGUGCUAUUGUUUGUUUUCUUUUAGUCAUGGUGACAGAGCCGUGUAGUCUGUCACAUGAAUUCAACUCCUGGAAAUGGGUCAAGGAACCUUUUCUGAGAUUCAGUACUGCAAAAGUAGUUUUGUCUCUUAAAACAUUUGCUAGCAAAUGUGGCAUUUUCCUGUUCCUGCUUACCUAUGAUGCGUCAAGGUGGCUGAGUGGUGCGCCUCUCCCAGUAGUGAUUCCAGGAAGCACUUGAUUAUGACUGGGCUUGUGUAAGCUCAGUACUUGCAGGACAAGUAGAACUGCAAAUGUGAUCUCCUGUUGCUGACGUGUUCAGGAUCAUAGAAACCACAUGUCACUGCUGAAUGAAUGCAGCUGUCAGUUAGCUAAAGUUGGGAUGUCAACCCUUUCACGUACAAGCUGUGAUGUAUUAGCUCAUGAACACAGCCUUGACUGACAAUUAUAUUCUGAGGUUCGCUUCGAAUUUAAAGGGGCAAAGGGGAGAAAGAACUGCUUCACGACAAUCACUGAAAGCAAAUUUUAUAGUGUUUCAGAGUUUUAUACUGAGAUCCAUCUCAACUUUGUGCAUUUCAUUUGCAGGAUGUUGCAUGGUGUGAAACUACUGAUCCUGGUGGUGCUGGCCACGUUCUGAGGGAAUGCUGGAUUUGGUUAGUUUUUAUCUCCUCCUCAGGGUGAGGGGGAGACCAUUCAGCAAUGUCAGUUGCAUGGGACAUGGGCUUCAAUCUGGACCUGAAGCCAGUAAACUGUUCUGGAUAGUAGUGCCAUGAUAAAUGGGCUCUGUGAUUCAAUGGCAGCCAGAGCUCCAGAUGGAAGAGCUAUCAGUGACUAUUAGUUUGUAUCAUUGUCACCCAGUUAAAGAAGCAGCAUAGACCAGCCCAGACAGCUGUUGUUUAGUGGAAGGGGAUGGGAAAAAGUAGGAGGAAUUGAGUUUGACCGAGAGCACCACUUGUAUCAUGACUUUAGCACGCUGCAGCAUUCUGUUUCUCUACUUGAAUCUGGUUCUGGGGUAGCCUGUGUGUUACUGUAGGUGUAUCCGUUUCACAUAUGAGUCCUAGAUUUCAACAUUUUGUUUUAUUUUCAUCUCUUGGUAUUUUGCUACAGUGACUGAGGCUGUCCUGCAGGUGAACUCCAAGUAGCUUGGUGCUAAUGGCUGAGGUGAUUCACGUUAUUGAAAUUCCUCACAAACUGUGAAUUAGGGUUUAGUAGCUGCAAUCAGACAUGUAGAGACACUUUUACUUCUUUUUAUCCCUCUCUCUGCUUCCUUCAAUUUUAACUGCACUUCAAAACAAUUCUGAAAUGUCAGGGUAAUCCAUGAAGAGUGGUUUCUAUUCACAAAACAAUAUUUGGUGACUCCUUGCGCAGCUGCAAUCUCUUCUCUUCCUUCUCCUCCCUCCAACUCACCAAGGUCAAAUAAUCCACCAGUGCUCAUUCUCUGGGUUUACUCUUCCAGACUAGUCUGGGCUGCUGGAACUGUUUGAACCCUACACAAGAUUGGAAGGAGAAGAGGAAUUAAUAUUUCACACAGGACAAGCCAAUGUGUGCACCUGCCCCACACUGACUUUCACAACUCCCUUUCUGAUGUGAUCACAGAAACAGAGCACUACUGGAGAUGCCUGUAGGUUUUCCCAUGAAUGGUUAUGUCCAGAGAGAAAAAGAAUAAAAACAGUCUCUACUAAAAUAAUGUUGUGGCUUUGAUUUGUGCAGGUAUUAAAAUGGGAUGUGUCUAAAAUUUUAAAUGGGAGUUUGUCUGUAGUAGGACGACAGAGUCAUAAAAUAGUUGGUCAGUUUUCAUUUCAUGUUGCUGUAUAUACACCAUUGGAGCAUUUUGCCAACCUUUUUUAGAAAUAAAUGUGUAUCAUGUUUAA